GAGCGGACUUCCUGGUCGACGGACACCCCGAGUGAGCGGCAGCGGCGGCAGCGGACCCCGGAGCCAUGGGGCGCACGCGCGACGCCAUCCUGGAGGCGCUGGAAAACCUGACUGCCGACGAGCUCAAAAAGUUCAAGCUGAAGCUGCUUUCAGUGCCGCUGCGCGACGGCUACGGGCGCAUCCCACGGGGAACGCUGCUGCCCAUGGAUGCCAUGGACCUCACUGACAAGCUCGUCAGCUUCUAUCUGGAGGCGUACGGCGCCGAGCUCACGGCGUCCGUGCUGCGCGACAUAGGCAUGCAGGAGACGGCGGAGCAGCUGCAGAGUACGUGCAAAGAUCCUGGAGCCAGGCCAGCCCUGAUGAAGGCCCCUCCCCAGAUGGCAGCCAAGCCAGCACCGCACUUUAUGGAUCAGCACCGGGCAGCCCUCAUCACACGGGUAACAGACGUGGAUGGGGUACUAGAUGCCCUGUAUGGGAGUGUCCUGACAGAGGAACAGUACCAGGCAGUGCGGGCGGAGACCACCAAUCCAAGGAAGAUGAGGAAGCUCUUCAGCUUUGUUCCAGCCUGGAACCUGACCUGCAAGGAUCUGUUCCUUCAGGCCCUGAAGGAAACCCAGCCCUUCCUGGUGGCCGACCUGGAGCAGAGCUGAGGCAAUUUCCCCAGCAGCAGCCCCACACAUAACCGCUGGCAGUUCCAGCCAACUCAUCCUGAUUCUGAUGUUUAUACACAAUAUAUGUGAAAAAACAGCUUGUACUUGUGUGUGUGUUCUCUA
Molecule: messenger RNA, 773 nt
Organism: Diceros bicornis minor
Lineage: Eukaryota; Metazoa; Chordata; Mammalia; Perissodactyla; Rhinocerotidae
Product: apoptosis-associated speck-like protein containing a CARD
Exons: 3
Coding region: 66-650 (194 amino acids)
Biological process (GO): innate immune response; inflammatory response; regulation of apoptotic process
Source: RefSeq, a predicted model, not a curated record